UAAAUGUGAUGCGCAGGAGGUGUGUUAUCUGUGAAAGCUAGAAAGGCAAACAGGCAAAGCAAAGCAAAUCUUAUGAAAUAUUUUCCUCUUAUUUUGUUUCUGCUCCGUUUCAAACAAACAUUUAAAAUAAUAAGAGAACAAAUAUGUUAAACUUCUGAAGUCGUGUUUGCAGUAUCUGCGAAUAAAUUUAUUAAUAAAUCAUAAAAUGGCUACCGUAUUUGAUAGUCCUUUCAUUCGACAACGUUUGCAUCGUUUGCGGCAUCGCGACUUUGACUUGGACGAGGAUCAAAGAUUUGGUCGAUGUGAUUGUACCAGUUAUUCCUAUUUUGUUCUAUCGAUGGUUCUAUUUUCUGUUGGUACCGUUAUAACAGUACUAGCCUUGGGAGACACAGAUGGCUACAUAUUAAGCAACUUAGGACACAUGUGGCUUGUUGGACCAAUAUUUAUUUGUUCUGGAAUGAUGGUUGCAGUUAAGAGCAUGCUGUAUUUACGAAGGAAAAGUGUUAUACAAAUGCUUUUACAUCAGCGUGCAAUAAUCAGGGACAUGGCAGCUGUACAAGCAGAGCAAGCAUUUGGUGGCCAAGUGCCUAGAACAGCUUCGAGCGCUACCCUUCCACCUUCAUAUGAUGCUUUAAUCGCCAGUGCUACUACAAGUAAGCCUCAGCCCUCAGGCUCGGAACCGCCUCCACCCACAUAUGAUGAAGCUAUGUACCUCAUUGAUGAUGAGAAACUAAGAAUGGAAAAUAGAAUUGAGCAUAGUGCUAAACAAGAGACCAGUGACCAAACAUCUAGUAUCAACAAUGAUAUUAGUUUUAAACCGUGAAUUGAUUUACUUAAUUUUUUGUUUACAAUAGUCAUGUAAGUAAAACUUAAUUCUUCCUUUGUACUUAUAAUUUGCAUUAGUCAACUAUGUAAAUUCAUAGUAUUCUCAGAUGUGCCUAAAUAUUGACUUGUUGGCGAUGUUGUUAUUAAGGUAUUUUAGAUAAUUAAGGAAAGCCUUAUAGCUUAAGAUGAUAAAAUAUGAAUUUGAUAAGGUUUUACUCUCGCCCUGGAUAUUUUCGAUAGGAAUAUUGAUUCAUGUUUAAGUAUUUUUUUAGAAUGAAUCAAAGUGUGAACAAAAUUAGCUAUCAAAUUGUUUUUGAAAUGUAAUCAGAAAUUUAUAAAAUGCAAAUAUGUAAUGCAUUUAAUUAGUAAAAGUUUUAAGAUUUGUCCUGAUUUUUAUCAGGAUUGAAAUAAACUGUGUGCCUAAAUCUUUAAGUGGUGAUAUGACAUUAUUUUUGUAUCAUAUUUUUACUGGAAUAUAUUUGAAGCAAUAGAUCAAAUAUUUGCUAUAUUAAGUAAAAUUUUAUUGCUAUUCAGUGCAAAUAUUAGUAAUUCCAGCUUUGUUUCAUUGGUUGAUAAACAUUUGCAAUUUAGACAAUUCAAAUAAUUUCUAUUUUGACAAAAAAGGAAUAAAAUGAAAUGGUUCUCAAUUUUAUAACCAAUUUAAUUGAAUGACAUUUAUUAGGUCUAUUGCAUGUUGAAAAGUUUUUAAGUCUCACUAUACAGGAUGUAUAAAUUUAUCAAUUAAUGAAAAUGAGAGUUAGCACAGGAAGUGCAUAGAAUGUCAUUAUGUUUUCAUUUUAUUAAUAUACAGAAAAUUUAUAUUUUAAAAUUUAUUAGCACUUUGUAUAAUUGCAUUGUAUAAUCCUUAACUGUGAUCAUGUACUAUCAGUGAUAAAUUAUAGUAUACUCAGAAAUUACUAUGAAUUCGCUAAGAUAUAUUCAAUUGACAAAAUAUUUGGAUGAUUCCAAAUGAAUACAUUACAAUGAUGGUUGCAAUAAAACCUAAUUAUAUUUAGCUUCUAAGCACAAUUGCUUGCAAGCUACUGGCUUAGGCCAGCUACUGGCAUGUAUAAACACUGACAUGCAUGAUAAUAAACUGGCAUGUAAGUGGUGGGGGACUAUGAAGCUUGUCAGACAUAUCUCAUUCAGUCUCAUGUACUGGAAUGCUAGUUAAUAUUUCAUUUUACUGGCUUGUGUACCCCCCACUAUUACUACAUUACUAGUAGAUAUGUGUAACUUAUUUAUACUGCUGUAAAACAUGGGUUUCUUUGAAGUCUUUUUCAACUUAUAAAAGUUAUGUUGUGUGUUUAAAGAUAUCCACUUAAUGAACAAAUUCCUUUUUACAUGUAAUCAUGUUUUGGUGUUUUGAAUAGAAUGAAAAUAAUGAAUUAUUGAGAAUAAUCACAACAUAAAGCUAUCAAUGUUAGGAUUUUGUUUAAGAAUAAUAAUGUCCUAUCUCCUUGCAUUUCAGUUUUAAGGUUAAUUUACAAUGGUUUAUUUAAUUCUUAUUUUUAAAUGUGAUUAACAUUUUACAAUUUUUUUGUUAACUAAUGAAGUCAGUUUAAACAAAACCUCGAAUAGAUUAGUGGUCUGAUUUUGCACAUGAUGCAAAGACUGAAGCAUUUACAUAUAUUGUUGUUGGCAAUUUAUAUAAAGAGAAAUGUUUUGUACAUAGAAUAGUUGUAAUGUUGAUCUGAUAAUCUUCAGAAAGUGAAUUACAUCUAAAUAUGUAUUAUUAAAUUAAAAGAAAUUGGACUUUUCACUUAAAUUACAAUUAGUAUUUGAUUUCAUUUACAAUG
This is a messenger RNA of Papilio polytes (common Mormon), 2624 nucleotides long. RefSeq lists its product as uncharacterized. Bases 206 to 823 code for a protein of 205 amino acids. The transcript has 2 exons. NCBI's taxonomy places the organism in Eukaryota, Metazoa, Arthropoda, Insecta, Lepidoptera, Papilionidae. The record is from RefSeq and is a predicted model, not a curated record.